UUAAAAUGGCCUCCAGAGGCAAGGCCCUGGGGUGUGAAUAUGAGUAGGCCGUCCCCGCCAAAGGGGAAGAGAGCCUUCAAAAUCCCAGGAUGUCUCAGGAAAACAGCACGUGUAAGAAAGGGACCCUGGCGGAAGAGUUCGCUGCCCUGAGGAUGCAGAAGCUGGAACAGCAGAGGCUGCUGUUCGAGAAGAAGCAACGCCGGAAGCGCCAGGAGCCGCUCAUGGUCCAGGCCAACCCUGACGCUUCCCUGCGGCACCGGCGAGGGUGGCGGCGGGAAGAGCGCUUCAAGGCCGACCGCGGCCUCGGGAACCCUUUCCUGCAGGAGAGCGUGCCGCAGGCACACCUGCGCCCGAAAGCGCACGGCCUGCCGGGCACCGUGGGCUACGGUGGGGACGGCAGCGGCGAGCGCUGCCCCUUGCUGUCGGCGACGGAAGCAGACAAUUCCGAACCAGAGCUGGAGGAAGUCUCGGUGGAGGACGUGCCCGCCUCUCCUCCACCCUAUAAGGAACCUCAAGGAACUCGCCGCAGGGGUUGGCUGGCCUGCCAGUGGCCCGGGGCCACCGCAGAGGACCAGAGUGAAUUACAGGAUGUGGAAGACGAACUCCAUGAGCCCAGUCCAGACACAAAGCUUGGAGUGGACAGUGGCUGGGAACGCGGGGACCUGGGCACCUGCCAGGUGACGGGAGGCACGGGCGCUCCGGAGGAGGAAGACGGCGUGCGCGCUAUUUAUCAGGGCGAAGACCCGGAGGAGAAAAAAGAGGAGCGGGGGUCUUCAGGAGUGACCUCCCCAGAGGCAGCCGAAGAGGAGGUGUCGGAACGCGAAGGAAGAGGCCCGAGCGGCCCCGACGGCGGCCACGUGGAGGGCUUGGUGCAGUCGCCGCCGUCCAGGCCCGGGCCUCGGCUGGGCGAGGACAUGGAGGCCUACGUGCUGCAGCCGGCGCCUCAGGGCCACGUGGUGCAGUGCCGCAUCAGCCGCAACAAGCGCGGCGUGGACCGCGGCAUGUUCCCCUUCUACCACCUCUACCUGGAGGCCGAGGAAGGCCUGAAGCACUUCCUCCUGGCUGGGCGGAAGAGGAGAAGGAGCAAAACCUCCAAUUACCUAAUCUCCCUGGACCCCACAGACCUGUCCCGGGACGGCGACAACUUUGUGGGCAAAGUCAGAUCUAACAUCUUGGGCACCAAGUUCACCAUCUUCGACAACGGGGUGAAUCCCGAACGAAGGUAUUUGACCCCGGGGACUUCCCGGAUCCGAGAGGAGCUGGGAGUCGUGUGUUACGAGACCAACGUCCUGGGAUUCCGGGGGCCUCGGAAAAUGACCGUGAUCAUCCCUGGAAUGGACAGGAAGAACCAGAGGAUCAGAGUCCAGCCCCAAAAUGAACAGGAGUCCCUCCUGGGUCGCUUUCAACGCGGAGCCAAACAGGGGCUGGUCCUGCUGCAAAACAAGUCUCCGUCGUGGAGCGAAGAGAACGGCGCCUACGUGCUCAAUUUUCACGGCCGCGUUACGCGCGCCUCCAUCAAGAACUUCCAGAUGGUGCGCCCAGAUGACCCGAACUGCCUGGUGCUGCAGUUUGGCCGGGUGGCCCCAGACACGUUCACCAUGGACUUCCGCUUCCCGCUUUGCCCGCUUCAAGCCUUCGCCAUCUGCUUGUCCAGUUUCGAUGGGAAACUGGCUUGUGAGUAACUCAAUAAAUACCAUUCCCCCGCCAGCCUGGGCACGCCUGCUUCUGCACCGUCUUAGGACCAACACGUACUAGAUGCCGCCUGGGGUCAGUCCUGGCCCUGGGCAGCGAAGGCACCUACCCCAUGGGGUCCCCAAUUACAGGAGCUGGGCCCCGAACAGUGAAAGACGAAGUGCCCGGGCCAGCGCACUGAGCAAGCCUGGGGGGUCAGAGCAGGGCACGCUUUUACUAACGGGACGUUUGGGGUCAAGGGUGGGAGCCUUAGGCAGUGGGCGGAGCUCUCGUGCAGGUGCGGCAAGGGGAAGGCAGGCGUGGCCAUCUGAGGUGAGGACAGCGUCGUAGAGGCCUGGGGAGUCCGUGGACAGGGCAGGGCGUGAGGCUGCAUGUUCGGGCCACUU
Molecule: messenger RNA, 2078 nt
Organism: Lepus europaeus (European hare)
Lineage: Eukaryota; Metazoa; Chordata; Mammalia; Lagomorpha; Leporidae
Gene: TULP2
Product: TUB like protein 2
Exons: 13
Coding region: 90-1682 (530 amino acids)
Biological process (GO): protein localization to cilium
Cellular component (GO): cilium
Source: RefSeq, a predicted model, not a curated record